AUGACAUUCAUGCUCACCGCGCUGCGAGCGCACGGAUUCCGUGGGGCGGAGUGCAAGAGCCGGGGCGGGGUGCAAGGGCUGGGGCGGGGUGCAAGGGCCGGGGCGGGGUGCAAGAGCCCGGGCGGGGUGCAAGGGCCAGGGCAGGGCCUCUGCGCCCGGGCCGCCUCUUCUGGUUAUAAAGAGAGCACGCGGGCUUGUAGGCGCCACCACGCGUCUUACCAGCACAGGUUCCUCUUCGCUUCUCGCUUCCGAUCUCCUGCCUCACCUCUGCUCGAAAUGGACCCCAACUGCUCCUGCUCCACUGGUGACUCCUGCACCUGCGCCGGCUCCUGCAAAUGCAAGGACUGCAAAUGUACCUCCUGUAAGAAGAGCUGCUGCUCCUGCUGCCCCGUGGGCUGUGCCCGGUGCGCCCAGGGCUGCAUCUGCAAAGGAGCAUCGGACAAGUGCAGCUGCUGUGCAUGACGUCACGGAGAGCCUGCUUCCUGAUGUAAAUAGAGCAACGUAUUCAAACCUACAUUGUUUUGUACAACCCUGACCCGUUUGCUACAUUCAUUCCCUUUCUUUUUUAUAAGAUACAUGAAUGAUAAUAAAAGUUGCUGCCUUUA
This is a messenger RNA of Rhinolophus ferrumequinum (greater horseshoe bat), 605 nucleotides long. Its product is annotated as keratin-associated protein 5-3. The record is from RefSeq and is a predicted model, not a curated record. Gene Ontology annotation, molecular function: metal ion binding. The transcript is spliced from 4 exons. Lineage: Eukaryota; Metazoa; Chordata; Mammalia; Chiroptera; Rhinolophidae. The coding region runs from base 1 to 462 and encodes 153 amino acids.